Daldinia vernicosa is the source of this 1871-nucleotide messenger RNA. RefSeq lists its product as uncharacterized. Gene Ontology annotation, cellular component: U2-type spliceosomal complex; U2 snRNP. The record is from RefSeq and is a predicted model, not a curated record. The coding region runs from base 173 to 1393 and encodes 406 amino acids. Gene Ontology annotation, molecular function: RNA binding. The transcript has a single exon. Gene Ontology annotation, biological process: mRNA splicing, via spliceosome. Lineage: Eukaryota; Fungi; Ascomycota; Sordariomycetes; Xylariales; Hypoxylaceae.
CGCCAGUAGCGUAGCGCAUAAAGCUUGCGAAUUGAAGCUUAAGUUAUCGAUUCAAACACCCACUCAACCACUCAACUGCAAUCAACACUAUCUAAACAAACUACACUCUUUACCUCGCCUACUUAAGCAACUCAUGCUAUUUACUAGAAUUCUUUCAUAAAAAUACGAGACGAUGGCAGACCCGCUACCUGGCCCGGGUCUCUCCUUUCCAACAAAUCCCCAGGAGUUCGAACAGGACGACCGAAUCUCCUUCUCCAAGCUUGAUAACAAGUACAUCGCGGUGCAGGAAGACGGGAGCGAGUUUGAGUGGGAUUCCCAGUUAAAGCGGUGGAUACCCGUGGUUGAUGAGGAUCUGCUCGCCCAGCAGCAGUUAGCUUACGGCGGCAGCGCGAGCCCUGACAAUGAACCGGACAACGGUAGUAAUAGCUCUAGUAUUCCCAACAAAAAGCGUAAGACAGACCAGCCGAACGGUCGUGGAGACGCGCCUCGGGGUCAGCAGCAACGUCCCAAGAAGAGGCAAAAGCAGCCACCGCAGCCGCGCCAGAACACGGCUAUAUAUGUCACCGGCCUACCCCUCGAUGUGACCGUAGACGAGGUGCACGACGUGUUCUCGCGCAAAUGCGGCGUCAUCGCCGAAGAGAUCGAUAGUGGUCGCCCGCGAAUCAAGUUAUAUACAGACGAGAAGGGCAACUUCAAGGGCGACGCUCUAAUCGUCUUCUUCAAGCCCCAGAGCGUCGACAUGGCCAUCAUGCUGCUCGACGACACCGAUUUCCGGUUUACCUCGUCGGGGCUUGCGAGCGGGCGCAUGCGCGUCCAGGCCGCCGACUCGAGCUACAAGAAGAUGAACUACGAAGGCACCAAGGAAGAGAGCAACGGGAACGGCGCCGACGAAGGUACCAGCGAGCGCAGCAAGCUUAUCCUGGGCGCGGGCAAGGCGCCCGACCGCGCGCGCGAGCAGGACAAGCAGAAGAUCAUCCGGCGGACGCAGAAACUCGACGCGAAGCUCGCCGACUGGGACGACGACGACCCGUACGGGGGCCAACUAGAGACCGGCGCGCGGCGCGACCGCGUAGUGAUCCUACGACACAUGUUCACGUUGCGCGAGCUAGAAGAGGACCCGGCCGCGAUGCUAGAAAUCAAAGAGGACAUCCGCGAGGAGUGCUCCAAGCUCGGGCCCGUGACCAACGUAGUGCUGUACGACCUCGAGGAAGAAGGCAUCGCAAGCGUGAAAUUCGCAACGCCCGAAGCCGCCGAGGCUUGCGUCAACCUCAUGGACGGCCGAGCGUUCGACGGCCGCACGGUCCGCGCUACGAUCGCGACGGGGCGCGAGCGCUAUCGCAAGUCGGGCAAGAAGCAAGGCGAUGACGCGGAUGCCGAUGACAGCGAUAGCUGAUGGGCGGAUGGAUGGAUGGGUUUAUCGCUAUUGCUACUUACUAUGCUUUAGGUACUUAAUAUUAUGAGGCCGCACUCCCUUGUUGUGUACUAUAUACGCCGAGGAGUGCUGCACCCCGCGGGAAGAGUUACGAUGUACGAUUAUUCAGGGCCCGGUAUUAGCGACUAGCAACGCUUGUGAUUUACGCGGUUUACUUGAAAAGGUACCUACCUAAGUUAUCAAAACGUGUUCCUCUGGGGAUAGUUUGCAAGAACAGCGGAGAAAAUCAUAACAGUUAAGCAAAUGCUAUUCCUUAUAUACAGGUUGCUGUAGUUCAGUUAUGGCCUAUAUACCGAAAGUAGGGAUAUCAGGGGGUCUUGCUGACUUAAGCCGAUACAACGACUUACUUAAGACCUGUGUCUACAUACCUUAGAUACACAAACAAGUGAACUUCUCUUAAGAAUCUGCCAUACGUUCCCCAUGAAUGUCACCUUCUAAC